Molecule: messenger RNA, 1681 nt
Organism: Phalaenopsis equestris
Lineage: Eukaryota; Viridiplantae; Streptophyta; Magnoliopsida; Asparagales; Orchidaceae
Product: aminoacylase-1
Exons: 4
Coding region: 117-1481 (454 amino acids)
Biological process (GO): amino acid metabolic process
Cellular component (GO): cytoplasm
Molecular function (GO): aminoacylase activity
Source: RefSeq, a predicted model, not a curated record
UAGCGCCGUCUCGAACUCCACCCACAGCCUUCGUUUCCCCAAAUGCACCCUUUGCUAACUCUCCAGCUCAUUAACGUAAUUUCAGGUUGCAGCCACACCGCCUCAGAAAAAUCAAAAUGAAUGGGAACAGAAUGCUGCUCUUCCUGCUCUUAAUCCUCUUCCUCCUCACGCCGGCAUCUGCCGUCGCUUCGGUCAUUGACGAUGAUGCCGAUGCAAUCAUUGCCCGCUUCCAAGAAUACCUUCGCAUCAACACCGCCCACCCGUCGCCGGACUACGACACUUCAGCCCGUUUUCUUCUCGCCCAAUCAGCCUCCAUCGGCCUCCAUGCCGAAACUGUGGAGUUUGCUGCAGGAAAGCCCCUCGUUCUUCUCUCUUGGCCUGGCCGUCUCCCCUCCCUCCCCUCCCUCCUCCUCAAUUCCCACACCGACGUCGUCCCCGCUGAACCCCACAAGUGGCGUUAUCCUCCCUUCUCUGCAUCCACCGAUUCGGAUGGAAAAAUCUUUGCUCGAGGCUCUCAGGACAUGAAGUGCGUUGGCCUCCAAUACAUAGAAGCGAUCCGCCACUUGAAAGCCAAGGGGUUUACCCCUGAUAGGACCAUCUACGUCUCCUUCGUGCCCGAUGAGGAGAUCGGCGGUCAUGAAGGGGCCGAAGCCUUUGCCAAAUCUGAGAAGUUUCGUUCUCUGAAUGUUGGGGUGGUGUUCGAUGAGGGGUUAGCCUCGCCGAGUGAGGAUUAUAGGGUUUUCUACGCAGAGAGGAGCCCCUGGUGGAUGACGAUUAAGGCCAGAGGGGCACCAGGGCAUGGGGCUCUGAUGUAUGAUGGGAGUGCGAUGGAGAAUUUGGCUAAGAGCUUGGAAGUGAUUAGAAAGUUCAGAGCAUCGCAGUUUGAUCUAGUUAAGGCUGGGAGGAAGGCUGAAGGGGAGGUGGUGUCGGUUAACAUGGUUUUUCUUAAAGCCGGGACCCCAUCUUCCACCUCCCGAACGGGAUUCGUCAUGAACAUACAACCAUCUGAAGCUGAGGCUGGCUUUGACAUUCGGGUGCCUCCAAAUGCUGAUCCUCGAGCUUUAGAGAGACGAAUUGCAGAAGAGUGGGCUCCAUCUUCGCGGAAUUUGACCUUUGAGAUUGGACAGUUCAUUCAGAAAGUUCCUGUGCAUGACAUGUUUGGCAAUCCAGCCAUUACAACUGCUGAUAGUUCCAACCCAUGGUGGACUUUAUUAGUCGAUGCUGUACAAAAGGCCAAUGGAAGGCUUGCUAAACCAGAGAUUUUUCCUGCAUCCACUGAUGUUCGUUAUUUCCGUGCACGUGGUAUACCAGCAUUUGGAUUUUCGCCAAUGGCCAAUACUCCAAUUUUACUCCAUGACCAUAAUGAGUUCUUGAACAAAGCUGAAUACUUGAAAGGGAUUGCUAUUUACGAAUCAAUCAUCAAAGAGUUUACAACUUAUAGGGAGCUUGUCCUGGAUGAUGAAUCGAGGGCAGAGCUGUAAACUGAUGAAGAGCCAUCCCUGUUUUAUUAGUAGCUCUUCUGAUGUUUCACGUCCGCUACUAUUUUCAGCAAAACCUGUCUUGUAGGUUGGGCCUUAGUUGUUAGACUUUGAAGGACUUGUAAUUUAACUGUGAACGUGCUGAAUUUAUCUUCCUUUAUCUUUGUAAUUACAUAGUUUGGCUUAUGACAAAAUUUGCCAUA